AUGUGUUGCAGUGGUUUAGGUCUGUGGGCCAAGAAAGAUAGAGAUGAUUUUGAAGAAUACGCCAUGGACAAGCUAGAGGCAAUGCUGUCUGAGAAUGUCACAAAGCUGUCGAAGGCUGAGCCCAUGGAAGCAGAGGAAUCAUCGAAACUUGCACGGCUGAUAUAUAAUUCAAUGACAACAAGCGGAAGAGUGUACCACUCUAUGAUGCACGUCUUUGACAUUUCACAAACAAUGAACGACCCUAUACUCAUCCUGUCAGCCUUGUUUCAUGACGUGAUUUAUUAUCAGAUAGACAAGACAUUUGAUGAAGCGCAAAUAGAGACCCUGGAAGGUCUAUUGGUGCCUGAUUCUGAACCGCUGAAAUUGAAGCCAAGCUUCGACGAGUCUCUCAUAAAUUCUAUCAUCGAGCUGUACGGCUUGGAGCCUGGGUCAGAGUUGCCGAAAAGCGGUACCAAUGAAUUCUUGUCGGCAAUUAUUGGAGUAAGGCUAUUGCAGAAAUGGCUCUCACCAGAGCAUUUGAUACAAAUUGCGACAUGUAUAGAGGCAACAAUUCCAUUCAGACCAGUGAUUGAUGGUAAAACACCAAUGGAUCGCCUAUAUGACCGGUUAGCAGCUGUUGCUAAUGAAAAAUCAGAGAGCUGGCUAGUCGAGACUGUUAGAAUGGCAGCAGCUACGGCGAAUUGUGACCUCUGCUCAUUUGAUAGCAACGAUCGUGACUUCUUCUUGGAUAGUUCAUGGAAGCUAAUCCCUGAAGGACGGCCAAUCCUGUUGCAAGAAGAUUGUCCUCUGAUGGAAUUCCUUUUGGAAUGUCAUGCUCUAAUGGGACGAAGCUCCUUUCUGCAGGGAGCAGUUCCAAAAAUUUUUCAGAGCUUUCGUCAAGUUCCGUCUGAUUCAGAAAUGGAGGACAAACAACGGAAGACUCGCGAUAACUUGAGUCUAGUAAUUGUGUACGGCGAAGUCAGACUGUUGCAAAUGAUGUGUUUGGUUGCUUUUGCCAAAGCAGUUGGAGAAGAUCCACUAUCCGUACCCUUGCGGCCAUACCUAGGGUUGGAAGUACUAGAACCUACUAAGGCGAACCCAACACUGACAAGCGCUGAGCGCCAAAUCAGGCACUGGCUUAUCAGUGGAAGAAGAGCUGGCUUUGACUGGGAUCCAGCUUCAUCAUCGCUUGGGCGUUAUCUGUUCGAUACCCUAGGGACAAAGGGUAUUAGCGAAUUGGUUGAAGUAGGAAAGAGCCACGAAAAGGGAAGCAAAGAAAUACUGAAUCACCUCCCAAAGACAAUGGUCGAGGCGAUAGGUAGCAACCUUGCAAAGCACUUUCCAGAAAAGGAAGAGAGUUAUCUUCAGGUAUCAAAGAAGUUUGGGGUAAGCACCUGA
Cylindrotheca closterium is the source of this 1377-nucleotide messenger RNA. The record is from the annotation of a GenBank genome assembly. Lineage: Eukaryota; Bacillariophyta; Bacillariophyceae; Bacillariales; Bacillariaceae.